Lodderomyces pseudojiufengensis is the source of this 1689-nucleotide messenger RNA. Its product is annotated as GIT3. Gene Ontology annotation, cellular component: plasma membrane. Gene Ontology annotation, biological process: carboxylic acid transport; transmembrane transport. Gene Ontology annotation, molecular function: carboxylic acid transmembrane transporter activity. The record is from RefSeq and is a predicted model, not a curated record. Lineage: Eukaryota; Fungi; Ascomycota; Pichiomycetes; Serinales; Debaryomycetaceae. Bases 1 to 1689 code for a protein of 562 amino acids. The transcript has a single exon.
AUGGCUUCAAGAGAUUUACCACAUUCCUUUAAAGCAUUAACUACUGAUUGGUUAAGAAGAAUACCAGAAGAAAUGACUUUAGGAAAAUCAAAACAACAAUUAUUUGAUGAAGAUAAAGAUUAUCAAAAUCCAAUAGAUGUAAAUUCUACUUCAUCAGAAAAUGGUGAAUAUUCAGAAAAUGAUGAAGAUCAAGUACCUCAAAAAGUUAAAUUUAAGAAUUUAUGGCCAGCUUUUGCUUCUGGAGCAGGAUUAUUUUCAGAUGGUUAUGUUAAUAAUUCAAUUUCAACAGUUUUAUUUUGUUUAAAAAAAAUAUAUGGUGAUGAAUUUACAAAAAGUAAUGCUAUAAGUAAUAUUGGUUCCAUUGCAUUUGUUGGUACAGUUGUUGGUCAAUUAGGUUUUGGUUAUAUAAGUGAUAGAUUUGCAAGAAAAGGUGGUAUGAUGACUGCAAAUAUUAUGUUAAUUUUAUUUACUUUAUUAUGUGCUGUUGGUUCAUGGGGUAAAACAACUCAAGGAUUUUUUGCUUGUUUAACAGUUUGGAGAUUUUUUUUAGGUGUUGCAAUUGGUGCAGAAUAUCCAACAAGUUCAGUUAUUGCAAGUGAAUUUGCAAAUCAAUUACCUGCUGGUCAUAGAAAUAGAUAUUUUUCAUGGUUUACAAAUUUUAUGAUUGAUUUUGGAUUUGUUGUUUCAGCAUUUGUACCAUUUGUUUUAAUUUGGAUAUUUACUGAAAGACAUUUAAGAGCUUUAUGGAGAUUAACUAUUGGUUUAGGUGUUAUUCCACCAUUAUUAUUAUUUUUAAUAAGAUUAAAAAUGAAAGAUUCAAAAUCAUUUCAAAAAUUAAAUAUGAAAAAUGUUAGUUUUAAAGAUUAUCCAAUAUGGUUAAUUAUAAAAUUUUAUUGGUUUAGAUUAACUAUUGUUUCAUUAAUUUGGUUUAUUUAUGAUUUUUCUGCUUAUUCAUUUGGUUCUUUUAAUACUAUUAUUAUUGAUGAAAUCAUUCCUGAUGCUCCAAUAUGGCAACAAUGGGGUUGGUCAGUUGUUUUUAAUUUAUUUUAUAUUCCUGGUGCAUUUUUAGGAGCUAUAGCAGGUGAUUAUUUAGGUCCAAGAUUAACUUUAGCUAUUGGUGUUACUUGUCAAGGUGUUAUUGGUAUUGCAAUGUCAGCAAGAUUAGAACAAUUAAAACAACAUAUUGCUGGAUUUGUUGUUGUAUUUGGUAUAUUUUCAACUUUUGGAGAAUUUGGUCCAGGUGAUAAUAUUGGUUUAUUAGCUUCAAAAACAAGUGCAACAGCUGUAAGAGGUAUAUAUUAUGGUAUUGCUGCUGCAAUUGGUAAAAUUGGUGCUUUCGUUGGUACUUGGGUUUUCCCAGCUAUUCAAAAACAUUAUGCUUAUGAUGAUAAUUUAACAUUACAAGUUCCAUUUUAUAUUUCAGCUGCAUUAUGUUUAUUUAGUGCUUGUUUAGCUCUUUUCUUUUUACCACAUGUUGGACAAGAUGCAAUAAAUAGAGAAGAUGCAGAUUUUGUUAAAUAUUUAAAAGCAAAUGGAUUUGAUUUAGCUUUAUUAGGUGAACCUGGAAUUGUUACUCAAAGAGAAGCUGCUAAAGUUGAUAGUAGUUUAUUAAAUGAAGGUGAAAGUUCUGAUGAUUUUAAUGCAAAACAAAAGACUAAUGAAUAUGAUGUUGAUCAAAAAUCAAUUUAA